AUCAAUCAAUAUAAGAUGGGAGACAUUGAAUCAUUCUUUAGUGAUAGAGUGUCAAAGGAUGAUCCAGAGGCAAUCUUUCAAAUUGUAGAGGUUGUUGGUUGUGGCAGCUUUGGAACUGUGUGCGCAUGUAGGUGGAUGAAGAAAAAGGACAGAGAAUUGAAUGGCAACAAAUUGAUCGCCUGCAAGUUUGUAGAGGUUGCUGCCGAAGAUGUGGAGACCAACACCAACCUGGCCAAGGAGAUCGACAUCCUCAAGCAAUCAAUCGACUGUCCGUUCAUCGUUGAAUACAAGGGCUGCUAUCUAAAGGGUAACAUGUUGCUGAUCGUCAUGGAGUACUGCAAGGGUGGCUCCAUAUUGGACAUCAUAGAGCUGUGCCAGAAGCGAUUGACAGAGGACGAGAUUGCCGCUGUGUGUGCUGGCGUUGUCAAGGGCCUGGUCUACCUGCACUCCAAGCGCACGACACAUCGCGAUAUCAAGGCUGGCAACAUCAUGUUGGACGAGGACGGUCUGCCCAAGCUGGGCGACUUUGGCGUAUCGACCAUCGCUGAACAGGGUCAGAAGAUGAAGACUGUCAUUGGCUCGCCCUACUGGCUGGCGCCAGAGAUUGUGAUGGGUCAGGGCUACGAUCAGAAGGCCGACAUCUGGUCGCUUGGCAUCACCGCCAUUGAGAUCGCCGAGACUGUUCCGCCUCGUUUCGAAGUGCCGCCCUCACGAGUGAUCUUUAUGAUCCCGCACGAGGACCCGCCCGAGCUGAGGAUCAAGUCGGAUUGGACGCCCGAGUUCCACGACUUUGUCAAGGUGUGUCUGGCCAAGAACCCGGCGGAUCGUCCCUCUGCGCAGGAAUUGCUCAGCCAUCCAUUCAUCCUCAAGGGAUCAUCACAGCAGAUUCUACAGAGUCUGGUGACAGAGUGCAUACCAUUGUUAAAGCAGAAGCGUGAUGAGAAGAUCAAACAGAUGGAGGCGGAUCAGGCAGAGACAGACCAGUCAGAGUUGGACCAAGAGCAGCAGGAUCAGCAGGCACAAGAACAGGAACAACUGGAGCAGCCAUUACCAACAAGAUUGGAAUCACUCAAGGGUACAGUGGUCGUACUCAAUACAAAUACCAAUACAGCUACAAUGUUGAGGAAGAAUCAACAACAACAACAAAACAAGAGACCAGUAUCAACAAGGAUAACACAACAACAACGCGAGAUAUCAAACAAUAGACCAUUGUCUACAAAGGUUGUACCUACACCAACAGCCACAAGAGGUACAAUAAGUAUUGGUACACAAAAGAUACCACAACAACAACAACCAGUAGUGGCAGUAGCUGCUGUUACAACACAACAACAAGUACAUCAACUACAACAAUCAGAUGUAAAUAGAGUACUAGAGGAUGAAGAGGAUCCAUAUGAUGAUGCAGAGUAUGAUGAAUAUGAGGAAGAGUUCAAUCAAGAGGACUAUGAAGUGUUCGAA
Molecule: messenger RNA, 1455 nt
Organism: Acytostelium subglobosum LB1
Lineage: Eukaryota; Evosea; Eumycetozoa; Acytosteliales; Acytosteliaceae
Exons: 1
Biological process (GO): regulation of MAPK cascade; intracellular signal transduction; protein phosphorylation
Cellular component (GO): cytoplasm
Molecular function (GO): ATP binding; protein serine/threonine kinase activity
Source: RefSeq, a predicted model, not a curated record